Messenger RNA from Botrytis sinoallii, 1983 nucleotides. RefSeq lists its product as uncharacterized. The record is from RefSeq and is a predicted model, not a curated record. Bases 1 to 1983 code for a protein of 660 amino acids. Lineage: Eukaryota; Fungi; Ascomycota; Leotiomycetes; Helotiales; Sclerotiniaceae. The transcript has 3 exons. Gene Ontology annotation, molecular function: acyltransferase activity, transferring groups other than amino-acyl groups.
AUGUCGGAUUUUCCGACAAAAGCUCAUGGAAAGCGGAAGGCUGGCGGGGAAAACUCUGCUACGCAUUUGAAGCCAUCUAACAUAUCCAAGAGAACAAAGAUUGAUAGUUCAGAGAACACAUUUUCCACAGAAGAAGAUGUAUCGCCUGUGAACAGCGAGAAAACAAUUAUAGACCUGACAGCCGAGCACUCUGCUUCACCAUUUACUUCCUCGCUGGUGUUAGAGUUGGUCUUUGAAGAGUUUGAUGAAGAAACCCACGACGACUUCGAUGAAUAUCGUGAAUAUGACUACGACUUGGAUGACAAAUUCAAAUACGGGUCUGGUGAUGACGAUGACGAUGACGACUAUUCAUCCAAAAAGAUCGAAACGAAAGUAUGCAUUUUGAAAGGCAUGACAGCGCAAUGCAUGCUUUCGAUCUACGUCACCAAAGAUGAACAAGACAAUAAAUGGCUGGAUAACAUUCGUGUUGAGUGUCUCUACAAAGGUAAUUGGGUUGGCCGUGCUGUUGGUAGUUAUAUUCAUCGGCAAGGAAUCAAAUCCAAUUUCUUGAGCAUGAUGGAAUUACCAAAUUAUAAGAUGGAUGAGAUAGCCGGCGAACUUUUCGAAAAAUUCGGCUGUCUCCAUCUUAAGUUCAAGGAGCACGUUAUAAAACGAGGUACUGGUGCAUGGGGAGCUGAGAUGGACGUUGGCCCGUUGUUUCGUCGCAAGGGGCUGGGUCGAGCUAUGGUCAAGGCACUGAUUCAAAAAUCACAGGCGCAGGCACAUCCUUUUCGGAGACUCCAUGCAAUCACGAAACCUGAUUGGACUCUUGAUCAUCUUCAUAAGGAAGCCUUUGGCAAGUCUAGCCGCCAGCAGCGCGCUAUAAAACGUCAACCUCUCGACUCCGCUAUCGCAUUUUAUCGCUCUCUUGGUUUCCGCUGCAUUGGCUCUUCAGAUUGUUUUGGCUUCUCAGUAGAUCCAAAGCACAAGGCCCAUUCUAUCAAUGUCGACGCUGAUUAUGAUCCACCGAGAGUUGACGAGGAACUGGAGAUAUCUGACGACGAGGAUAUCGUUGACACUUCAUCAUUGGACUCUCUCGAUAAGGCCGCACAGAAGAGGUCGGCAAAAUUGAAGCAAAGAUUCCCACUACGGCACGCCAUCAGAACGCUGCCUGAUGCUGAGCUAGUAGCCUUUUUCAAGAGCUUUGACAACAAGAAUGGUAGUGGAUGGAAGGAGAUUAACUGUCACCACAACAAUGCGCUACACCAAGCAGGAUGUGCAUAUAAAGUCUACGCUACAAAAUGGUUGAUAAAGAAUAUUGAUCCGAAGCAAGAAUUGGCACAGGCUCGAAACAUCGAGGGGCUGACUCCGCUAGAGGCCUUGCAGGACGAAUUCGAUAUCUUUGACAAGCGCGUCGGUAUUCCAUUCGGAGCUGUCGCUUGUAUGUCUUUGUUGAAAUACAGAUAUCUGCCCAGCUCUCCUCUAAACACCCAAGCUCUCAGACUAAAGUAUGGGUGUACUUGUGAGGAAUGCAUUGAAGGUUUCGUGUCACCCCGCAUGAAGCUAAAACUUCUUCAUUGCGCUGUGACAAUUACACAGAGCAUCAGUUAUGAUCCGUCUUUUUUCGGUAGAUAUUUGUGCAACCCUAGUUUCUCAAUCAGCGUUCCCAAGGAUCUAAUGAAAACCUUUCGGCAAAAAAACCACCAGCCAAGGAUCAUUAAGUUGUUCGGCCCCAUCAUUAAGGUGCUAGACUCCAAUUGCGUGCCUAGGGUACACAACCUGAAGACUCUUUCUGCAACGUAUAAGGAUGUCGAUGACGAUGAUCUUAAAGCUGCAUUGGCAAUGUCAAUUGCAUAUGCUAAAGAGAACUUUUUAGAAAAUUGUGAUCUCUCAUUCUUACACGAUCUCGUUGACGAAAUAGGGGAAGCGAAGGAAUGCACAAAUGAUUACGAGUUCGAGUUUGUCCAUCGGCAGUGCUGUUGGAACCUGUCCAAGAAAGGCUAG